AUGCGAGACAAUAUUAUUAUACAUGGUUUACCCGAAGAACCAAAAGAAACUUACCAAACGACAGAAAACAUUGUGAAAUCCUUCCUCAAAUCCAACCUCAAGCUGGAGGAUAGCGCGAUUCGACCUAUCCAGUUUGCAAGAGCACACCGCCUAGGACCCCAGCGCGAGGGGGCAUCCCGAAGUCGUCCCAUCGUGGCCAAACUCCUGGACCCCAGGCAUAAAUCCAUGAUCAUGGGGAAUGCCAAACAGCUCAAAGGGUCGAAGCUUGCCCUAAGCGACCAGUUUCCCCCGGAGGUCAUGCGGAGGCGCAAGCUGCUCCAGCCGGCUUUCUUUGAGGCAAGAUCCGCGGGAAAGAAGGUCAGGCUAUCGAUGGAUAAACUCUACAUCGAAGCGAACCACACGGUGAUGGAGGAGGUGAUGAAGGAGGUGAAGGAGGAGGUGAUGGAGGAGGUGAUGGAGGAGGUGAAGGAGGAGGUGAUGGAGGAGGUGAUGGAGGAGGUGAUGGAGGAGGUGAUGGAGGAGGUGAUGGAGGAGGUGAUGGAGGAGGCGAUGGAGGAGGUGAGGAUGGACUCGAUGAUGGCCGUGUAG
Messenger RNA from Knipowitschia caucasica, 588 nucleotides. NCBI's taxonomy places the organism in Eukaryota, Metazoa, Chordata, Actinopteri, Gobiiformes, Gobiidae. The record is from the annotation of a GenBank genome assembly.